AGCAGUGUGAGUGUGAAGGUACCAGCGUGUGGACUGGUGUGUUGGUUCCUCUUGGCAAGUAAUUGGUUUAGUGUUUUGAGAGUUGAAAAUGGUGGUAGAAGCCAUUCCAGAGCUUCUCCAACAGCCUACAGUAAGCCCCCUGCAAUCCAGCCACCAUGAGAUUUCACACCUCCAGGGAAGUGAUGGAGGUGACAGUGAAUAUGAAAGUGCUGAUGAGGAAGAGCUUGGGGAAGAGGAGGAGGAGGAAGAAGAUGAGCUUAUUAUUAUGCCAGAUGGGGUAGUCUUAGGGGAGGACAAUAAACAAUUAGAUGAUGAUGAAGAUCGAAAAAACCCUCAGUAUAUCCCGAAAAAAGGGACAUUUUAUGAGCAUGAUGACCGUACUGCUGCCGAGGACGAUGUAGAAAAACCUGCAGAAGAACCAGUAAUUAAAAAGGAAGUUGGGAAGAAGAAAGUGUGGAAGGAAGAUGAUAAAUGGAACCAUGAUAAGUUCGAUGAGUUUGAACAAGCUCCCAAGUCCCGUGAAGAAUUGAUUUCAAUAUAUGGUUAUGAUAUUCGUAAUGAAGAAGGUCCGCCAAGGGCUCGGCGUAGAAGACGAUAUGGACGUGGUCCUAAUAAGUACACACGCAAUUGGGAGGAUUUAGAUGCCUACGCCAAACCUGUCCGUGGGGCUGUCCGUGGAGGUCCUGGAAGAGGUGGUUCUAGAUCUUUGACUGGCAGCAGGAAAACUCUAGAUAAUGAUGAAGAAUUCCCUGCACUCAAUUCUCCUCAGCAAUAUAAAAACCAUGAUGUCGACAAAUAUAAUGAAGAUCACAGCAAGUUUGAAUCUCAUUCACCUAGACAUGAACCACCUGGAACAACUGUCGACAAUCUGCAUAUUGGUGACAAUGAAAAUCAUAAACAGCAGCAAGUACCGCUGCUUCCACAGCAGCAGCAGCAGCAACAACAGCAACAACAGCAGCAGCAGCAGCAACCUCCACCGCACCAUCAACAUCAGCAACAACAACAACAGCUGCACAAGAAUUCUGGCAUGAGUCCCCAACCCCAAGAUGUACGUGCUGAUGGUUAUGGUGGACGUGGCAGAGGUGGCAGAGGACGUGGAAGAGGUAUUGGCCGAGGCCAUAAUAGAGAACGAGAUCAACAUAGAUAUAACGAUGAACGAGUAGGCCACAACUAUCAAGACAAUCGAUCAAUUGGGCGUGGUAACCGAGGACACCAACAAAGGAUACCUCAGCAACAUACUACUCAUGCCCCCAGAGACGUAGAAGAGAUAACGGCAGAGUUGAAGAAUGUUACUCUCAGUUUGCACAGCCGAGAAGAGAGCUACUGGGGGAGAAAUCGUGGCGGAAGUGGAAACGUGGAUAACAGGCGGAACAUAGUGCCUCCUAGGCUACAAGAUACGGCAGCUGCUGCAGCUAAUAUGCAAGGUCGAGGCAAUCGUGGUGGUAAUGCAUCCCCAGGAGGAGAUGGCUCUUCUUCUCGACCUAAAAGAUACUCAUCUCAGAGACAACGCUCCAUCCCAGAACAGCAGGUUCCUCCCUUCCCACAGCAGCAUGGCUUUAUGGAUCCAUCUGUAGAGACAGGUUAUGAGGCAGGAGUUAAUGAUGGAGGGAUUGUAACACCAACAAGCCAUACAGUGACAGCUCCUCACACUCAGCAUCCCUUAGCUGCGGGUGCUCCUCCAUCCUUUGUUCCUCCUGCCUUCACUUCCCCUCCAACUUACCCGCCGGAGCCUUUCUUAGGAAGACCUCCUGCGCCUCGCAUGUUCCCACCGGUCACACAGUCACCGCACAUCUUCGGUCCCCCAGUUGCGCCACCUGUUCCUGGACCGCCUGUAGCCGGUCCCCCUCCAGUGGCAGGCCCUCUAGGUGCUCCUCCGGUGGGUGCACCCCCAGUCCCUGGUCCUCCAGUUACUGGUCCACCAUUCUUACCCCCUGAGAACAUGAUUAAUUAUGGAGCUCAUCCUGGUCCUCACCCUGGGCCCCUCCCAGGAGCUGCUCCUCACCCACCUCAGUUUCCACCAUUCCAGGGUUACACUCCUGGCCCUGUGUCACAGCCCGGGGAGAUCUACAGCAAUGGUGUGACGUAUUACAACACAGAGAGUCAGCAGCACUUACCAAGAAGUAAUCCACGACUACAGAAAAGGCCAAAGGCAGCAAUUCCGAUAGUGCCUCCUCCUGAGCGGGAGAAUAAGAGGGAAGAAGGAACUAUUACCCAAGAGGAAGCUUCAGAGGAAGUUAUAGUAGAGUGUGAGAUGCAAGAUUACGAACACUUACCUUCUAGUAAUGUUGAAUCUUCUCUUCAGUGUGAUCCCAAUGAAGGACAGCUCCAAUCUGAAGAUUCUUUCAGUAAUGACAUUGUAAAUCAAUCCCAACAGCCUUUGCAACAAGAUACACAAGAACAGGAAUGCAAGGAUUUAUUGCAGAAGGAUAUCACUCCCUGUGACUCUCAUCCACAGCAGGACACUAAUAAUGAGACCACCACAAGCACUAUAUCUGACCAUAUAUCUGACCAAGUAAUUUCAUCUGACAAUAAUGAUGAAUCACCCAAGGAGCCAUCAGUUGAAUCUUUACCACCUGAGCAAAAUAAACAAAAUAAAGAAGUAGUAGAAUCAGAUCAGGUUUCUGACACAGCAGUAGCAGCUUCAUAAUAUUCUCUCUUUAUAAAAGUUCCCUUUAUAGGACUGGAAGGUAUUUAUUACUAUUUUAACUAUUUUACCAAUAUGAAAGGGUCUCUCCAGUCAUUAUAAAUUAUUAUAUAUUUCCGUAUUCCAUAAUUGUAGACAAAUUGCUUCUCACAGUGCAUUUUAUAUCUUAUAGCUUUAUGAAAUGUUCUAGUUUAAUUUUGGUAAUUGUUGCAUUUGAUGUAUCGGGUAUGCAUAAUCUGUGUACUGUAAGUAAAGAUAGAGUCUCGGGUAGCCGAGUCUCAUUUACUAUAAAAACAUUUAAAAGAUUAGAGUUUCUGCUUUUGGAGAUAUACUUUGUGCAUCCCUCUGUUUCAUUUUAUGAAUUAUAUAAAUGAAUAUUGGUAUAAUUAUUAUAUGUUAGGAGACCAGAAUCUGUAUAUUUACUGGAAGAAGAAAUCCUAAAUCCUUUCACUGUUGUGUUCAUGGAAGUUUAAAAUGCCUGGGCUACUAUGGAAUAUGGUAAACAUUUAAAUGUACUCAUGAAUACUCCAGCUAUACCAUAUCAAGGUUUAAAUUAUCUAAAAAUUCUGAUGCGACAGAUAACGUACCAUAAAAAAUUAAGUACAAUAAUUGCUACUUGAAUGUCAUGUAGAAAACUUGAAUCACAUUUGGCUUGUUUAUGAGUAUAAUUGUGUAUUGUUUAUCAAGACUGAAAGGUCAUAUGUGAAUGCAUUUAUAUAAAACCUUUUGUAAUGGGAGUGGGAGAAUACACUUUGGGUAUUUUAUUUUUAUUUUUUUUUUUUUUAUUGUAGGGACAAUUGGUUUAGAAUUGCCUUGUAUCUUAUUUUAAGCUGGAGUCAACAAUGACAUUACCCCUUUUGUAUGAUUGAAACAAGGAAGUUUUCAAUCUUAAUGUUUGUUAUUAAUUGGUUUAUAUUUUAUUUGUUCAGAAACCUGUAAUAUACAUAUUUGAAUGACAAA
Messenger RNA from Homarus americanus (American lobster), 3604 nucleotides. Its product is annotated as protein CASC3-like. Bases 89 to 2647 code for a protein of 852 amino acids. Gene Ontology annotation, molecular function: mRNA binding. Gene Ontology annotation, cellular component: exon-exon junction complex. The transcript has 10 exons. Lineage: Eukaryota; Metazoa; Arthropoda; Malacostraca; Decapoda; Nephropidae. Gene Ontology annotation, biological process: mRNA processing. The record is from RefSeq and is a predicted model, not a curated record.